Helianthus annuus (common sunflower) is the source of this 740-nucleotide messenger RNA. RefSeq names its product probable L-type lectin-domain containing receptor kinase S.7. Gene Ontology annotation, biological process: protein phosphorylation. NCBI's taxonomy places the organism in Eukaryota, Viridiplantae, Streptophyta, Magnoliopsida, Asterales, Asteraceae. The coding region runs from base 222 to 533 and encodes 103 amino acids. The transcript has 2 exons. The record is from RefSeq and is a predicted model, not a curated record. Gene Ontology annotation, molecular function: protein kinase activity; ATP binding.
GCCAGGAUUAGUUCACUCAGUUCGCAAGAUGGGAGUAUUGAUAAGGUGUUUAAUCAAGAGUCUGGGCAUUGGGGGUUCUUGAAAUGGAACCAUAGGUAUAAAAUUGCAGUUGGGUUGGCUUCGGUUUUGGCGGACCUUCAUCAAGAAUGCGAGCAACAAGUGAUCCAUUGCGAUAUUAAAGCGAGUAAUGUGAUGCUAAUUUUAAUGCUACUGCGGGGACCAUGGGUUAUUUAUUGCCCGAUUAUCUUCAAUACGGGAAAGCUACCGAUGAAACCGAUAUUUUCAGCUACGGUGUGGUAGUUCUAGAACUCUGUUGUGGGAAGAGACCAAUUGAGAGGGAGCCAAGGGGUCAUAAAAUGAACAAUUUAGUGGCUUGGGUGUGGGAGUUGCACUGCAAAAGCGCUAUUUGUGAUGUGGUUGACAAGCGGUUGAACAAAGAGUUUGAUCCGAAUGUAAGGGAAGCUUGCCCAGUCGGGCGUGCUUUGCUAGAGUGGGUCUGGCUAGAUUAUGCCACGCAAAUUCGUAAUAUCUAGAGCUAAGUAACGGCAUGGUAUGUGUUGAUAUUGUAGGUACUCGAACUUUAUGGUGUACAAAAUAGCAUCUGAUUCGAGUCAAAUUGAUAGACAGACAAGAAAAUAAGAAAAGCCUAUUUGCGACACGCAUAAAUAUAAUUAUCCUAAGUUAUCCACUGUAAAACAAAAUUCCACAAUACUUGGUAUAUAUUGCAGUUUGUUUCUGUC